UUUUUUUUCCUCCACCGUUUUAAAAUUAGAACCUUUCAUAUUUUUCCCCAAACAUCUCCUGCAAUGAGACCCAAAAACGGCAGGAAACGGAAGGUCCCCAGUGCGCUCUCACUGGCGGCGGCCAUUGCCGUUCCUCUCGCCCUCACCUCCUUCAUCAUCUUCAACUUCGGUGCCGGUAAAAGGUACCGUACAUUACCCAACAAGCCCUUCUGGUUCGCUCCGCUGUGGCUCAUCCACCUCGCCUCAUUCGGCUCAACCUUCCUCAUGUGCCUUGCCACGUGCCUGGUUUGGCUCGUCGGCGGGUUCAACGCGGAUUCCGACGCUCUCCCUCUGUACAUUUCCCAGGUUGCGUUGAGCAUCGUCUGGGACCCGCUGGUGCUCGUGAUCGGGUCGGCCAGGGUGGGGUUCGUGUUCUGUGUUGUGCACUUCGGAACUUUGGUAGCUUGCCACCGGAGAUUCGAGAAGUUAAUUCCAUCGGCCAAAGAUCUUGUUACGCCGUGUUUGCUGUGGUCGGGAUUUCUCACCGUCCUUACCUAUAAGCUUAUAGAUCAACUUUGAUCCUAUAUUAUACGAUUUAAAAGGAAGUGGAUAAGGAUUGUUUUUUUACACAUGAAAAUUAUGAAAUUUAAAAAGAAUUUCUCGCCGAAUUUUAUCUCUUUUUUUUUUCUUUUUUUUUUCUUUUUUUAUUUAUCUUGUGCUGUUUUGACAUUAUGCAAUGAUUUUGUUUUUGAAUAUGAACAAAUAAUUGGAGGGAGAAAUU
This is a messenger RNA of Rubroshorea leprosula, 760 nucleotides long. NCBI's taxonomy places the organism in Eukaryota, Viridiplantae, Streptophyta, Magnoliopsida, Malvales, Dipterocarpaceae. The record is from the annotation of a GenBank genome assembly.